Molecule: messenger RNA, 5171 nt
Organism: Amblyraja radiata (thorny skate)
Lineage: Eukaryota; Metazoa; Chordata; Chondrichthyes; Rajiformes; Rajidae
Gene: atcaya
Product: ATCAY kinesin light chain interacting caytaxin a
Exons: 13
Coding region: 341-1393 (350 amino acids)
Biological process (GO): apoptotic process
Cellular component (GO): cytoplasm
Source: RefSeq, a predicted model, not a curated record
UGACUGCCAAUCUGAUCACCACCUCUCUACGCAGCACAGACAGACCCAACGGCAGGCUGCUGGCAGGGAGAAAAACACAAGCUUGUGAUUGGCAUCUGCACUCACAAUGUUGCUGGGAAACAGAGCGGGCCAAGGGAGGUUGUCGAUGAAGUGUGGAGCUUAGAGCCAGCUGCGUGAGCUGCCCUUCUUGCAAUUGACAAUUUAGAUUGUGUAACAAACGGAGGGAGGAAUAGACUGGGAAUGGACAAAAGGACCAUUUCUUAUUAGAAAAAUAAGGAGCCACAAAGGAUAACACGAAGAAUCUGCUGGAUGUUGUUUGCCCUCCAUCUUUGGGAUCGUGAUGGGGACCAGCGAGGCGGCACUUCGCAUGGACAACGUUGAGCUGAAAGAGGAGUGGCAAGAUGACGAUUUUCCCAGACCAAUACCAGAGGAACAAAUGAUGGAUGUACUUGGACGUUUACCAGCUCUAGAAAACAGAACUCUGCCCCCGAACACGUUGAAUAUCAACGGGAAUCAUCCAAAGCGCAAAACCCUAGUUGCCCCGGAAAUCAACAUCUCCCUGGAUCAGAGUGAGGGCUCUAUCUUGUCAGAUACACCUGACGACCUGGACAUCAAUGUCGAUGAUCUGGAGACUCCGGAUGAGACAGAUUCCCUGGAAUAUUUGGGAAAUGGUAAUGAGUUGGAAUGGGAAGAUGAUACUCCAGUUGCAAGUGCUAAAAAUUCUCCCAGUGCAAAAGGGGGCUCUUUUGAUGGAGAGGACGGCGAAGCCACCAAUGGGAGACUGUGGAGGACAAUCAUCAUCGGAGAACAGGAGCACAGGAUUGACAUGAAGAUCAUCAGACCAUACAUGAGAGUGGUGACUCAUGGAGGCUAUUAUGGUGAAGGACUGAAUGCGAUUAUCGUAUUUGCUGCGUGUUAUCUGCCCGACAGUGGAUGUACAGACUAUACCUACAUCAUGGAAAACCUCUUCCUGUAUGUGAUCAGCAUCUUGGAGCUGCUGGUUGCUGAAGACUACAUGAUCGUGUACCUGAACGGAGCCACUCCUCGCAGGAGGAUGCCCGGCCUGGGCUGGCUGAAGAAGUGCUACCAGAUGAUAGACAGGAGGCUACGGAAGAAUCUGAAGUCAUUAAUAAUCGUCCACCCAUCCUGGUUUAUCAGGACUGUGUUGGCAAUAUCCAGGCCUUUCAUUAGUUUUAAGUUCAUGAGUAAGAUUCAGUACGCUUACACCCUCUCUGAAGUGGAGCAGGUGAUUCCGAUGGAACAGAUGCAGAUCCCAGAGUGUGUUUUACAGUUUGAAGAAGAAAGAAUCAAAGCUAAGCGACCGAGGACAGAGGAAAAUGAAAACACAACUGAGAAAAACAGAUCUGGAACUGCAGUGGAAGGGCAGGAGUAAAGAUGCUGCCUGACUUGCUGAGUAUUUCCAGCACUUUCUGUUUUUUUCCCCUGCGGUACCUUGUUUUUUGUGAAUGAAAAAACAAUUUCUUGACAGUAUUAAAAGGGUUUUGUCCGUGUUGUGAGGAGAUGAUUUCAGUAAUGGACAGUUAAUCACAUGUGAAUAUUCACUGGAAAUGUGUCAAAUUGCAGCGUUCUUGACUUGUCCAUGGACACUGUUCUAGAGUCAGAGUGAUAGAGUGCAGAAAGAGACCCCCUGGUCACUGAGUCCACAUUAAACCCCAGUUACACUGUGACCCAUUUUAUGCAUCAGCUCCCCCCACUCAGUCACACUCAUCUACACACUAGGGCAGUUUUCCACGACCAACUAACCGACCAACCUGCAUGUUUUGGGAUGUGGGAGGAAAUGGGAAGAGAUUGACUCGAGCAGAUCUUCUGUAUUUUUGUUUACUCUUCAUCUAGACAUCCCGUUGCUUGUCUGUGUAUCUGUUAGCAUUGGACAGGCUCAAACCCAGGCCACAAUUCCCCACUACUUUUGUUGAAAGAACCAGACAGCUGUCUCUAUUCCUCAAUGCCUCUAUGAAUCACCGCCCUAGUGGGAGCAGAUUGUAAUGUUAUAUCCACCUGCUGCAGCUUUACUGUGUUCCCCUAAACUAAAUCACUGCAGAAAUAUCUUUCACACCAAUCCAACAGUCUUCCUCAGCCCAGAUACACUUGAAAAUGGAAAGAAAUGCUGAUAAUGUGAGAGGGAUUGAGAGCAGUAAACAUUGUCAAAGACCAUUGGGUUCCUGUAUUGUGGAUUUGAAGUAAUCAGAUUUACACGAUGUCUAAAGUAUAACAUGCAAGAGGAUGGAACUUAUUUUCCAAAAUAAUCUUUUGAAUACAGAAUAUCAUCAUAAUCAUAAUUGUCAUUUACUAGCUAAGUAUGUUUAGCAACAUACGAGGAAUUUGAUUUGCCGUUCAGUCAAACCAAAAAAGCAACAAGACACACAACUACAUAAAAUUUGACAUAAACAUCCACCACAGCGGCUCCUCCACAUUCCCCACUGUGAUGGAAGGGAAUAAGGUCUUAUCUCCUUUCCUCCAUCCUCCCGCAGUCGGGGGAGUCGAACCACCCACAGCCGGUGAUCGAGCUCCCAAGUCGGGGCGGUCGAACUCCUGCGGCUUGGAGCUCCCGAAGUCGGUCGCUAACCAGGGACCGCGAGCUCCGUAAUGUUAAAGUCCGCAGCUCCCGCAGCUUGGAGCACCAAACGCCGACUCCCGGCAAAGGGAUGGCCCACUGCGAGAUGUUCAAGUCCGCAGGCUCCAUGGUUUUGGAGCUCUAGAAGUCCCAGCUAGAGGCCGCCAGCUCCACCAUGUUAGGCCGCAGUGCAGACGGACAUACGACAUGGAAAAAGUUGCAUCUCAGUGAAGGAAAGAGAUGAGAGUCUCCUCCACCCGGCCCACCACAUAAUACAAACUAAAGAUAAACUAAAACAUACAUGUUACAACAAAAUAAACACACAAAGAAGGAGAAACACAAAGACAGGCCGUUGGCGAGGCAGCCAUCGUGCGGCACCCCCUGCUGUUUAAUAUAUUAAGCUAACUGUAAUAUUAGAAGAAAGUAAGCCCACAAAUGGCAGUGUAGUGCAGCAGAGGAGGGUACAAGUUAGAGACCCUAUUGUUUGUUUGACCUCCUCUCCUAUCCAUCCCAUUGUGCCACAUGUCCCUGUGUAUUGAUCUCAAUGCUUGUGAUACCUGGCUGAAGUGGCCAAGCUUCACGUGUGGGCUGAGACAGAGAAUGCAACCAGGAUAUUGAACUGGACGUUAACAGCAGUUGCUGCAAAAUAGCUUCACACAACAUCCACUUCCUCACCGAGAUUGCAGAUUGAUGAAGAAUAGAAAUAGUGAGUUUCCUCAUUGGAAAAUAGCAGGUUAAUGACUCGGUUACAUGAGUGGAUGCAAGGUGGUAGGUCGUUGACAAAUAGUAACUUUGGUCCCUUUUAUUGGGAACACGGGCAGGUGGGACUAGUGUAGAUGGUUCAUGUUGGCCGGGGCGGGCAAGAUGGGCCGAAGGGUCUGUUUCCACGCUGUAUCACUCUGUGACUCUGUGAUAGUGCUGGGGAAGCAACAAAACCCUGACUUUCACUAUCAAGGUUGAAAUAUUCAAUCUUCAAGAUAUUCAAUAUUUAAAAAAAUAAUUGAAGUAAGUAUUUUGACCAUAAAACCAUCUCGUUAUCUUUCUGUUCUAGGAAGUUGAGAAGUUUCACGUCAUAGAUUGGAAUUCAGAGAAAACAGGAUGAAGUUCUUGGCAAAGUUGUUGUGAAAUUUCUGACACAAGUUAUAUAGUUUGUCAAUGGUUGAUUUUCACUCUGUGUCGCUGACUAUAGGAUCCAGACACUGGGCCAGGAUCAUCUGAAUUCUGUCGCCAUUAAUCAUGUGGCUCACAUCGUCACAUGGAAGUAUGUUAGGUUAAGGUCGUAACUCUGUUGUCACCACAUCUCCUUUUUAUAUACAUUAUUUAGUACUUUGGUUUUGCCAACCUUGUUCCUCCCCGUCCUCUCCUGAAGCACCACCAUCCAUUGCUCUGUCAGUAGUCUCAAAGGCACCAGCCCCCCCCCCCCCACUACACAUCAGCCUCCAUGUCCGAUGUCAGCAGCAUCUUGUCAAGGUAUCUCAGCCGCCUCGUCUCCACAACCCAAGACUCCUGCAGUUUCUGAAUAAAACCCACGACUGACUGAAAGCUUUCAGGCUUUGAAGUGAAUUAAGCUCCAAAUGUUCUUAAUCCACUUACCUUGAAUUAUAAGGAUAUGCAGGAGAUUAUUUCAUCAGUUGGCCUCUGUGGAAAAAGUGUGUAGCCAGAUAAAUGUUUCAAAGCACCUGACCCAUGAUUAUUGGAGAAGGGUUUUGGUGCUAGUUUGUUACAUUCCAAUGAGUAGUUGGGACAAAGGUGGUCAAGUUAUUAUUUAACACUAACCGCAGUAAUUGCAAUGAAAAUCAAAUGAGUGCUGUUGUGCAGGUUGGAGCUGGUUUGUUGCGACCAGCAUGUUCUCAGAUUCAGUGAGGAAGGCCUCACUUCGGUCGCUUUGGUGUAACGAGCUCUGCCAAUGCAUUGUGUGGACUGUGCGAAGCUCUCCCUGGUGUUUUGAGCUUGCUGGUCACAGCCCAGUGGGCUCCAGUUGCCAAUUCUGCUGCUUGGUGGGAGAAUGUCGGUCAAACUGGGCAAGUAAUCAGCGAUGCCCCCCUCAGUGAUUGGGUAGCCAGUCAUCACUGGACGUCAUAACUCACACAUGGAGAAGGUGCAAGAUGCUGCUGGAUAAGGCAGCAAGAGAGAUAACAGGGGCAACAGCACACAGUUCUACUGGAGACAGUACUGGCCAGUGUGCAAGGCCAAUGUAGUGGAGCCUGACUCGGAGUGGAGGCAGAGAAAGAGAACUGCUGACAAUCACAGUUAUAAAUGCCCAAUGAUGGGUCACUUACUGCAAGUAUUUGUUGGUGAAUCUCAUUGUAAAUGUCUGUUAUGGUUAACACUUGCAUUGUUUUAAACUGUUUUUGAUUGAUUUCUUCAUGACUAAUAUUCUCAGAUAGCCGAGUUAAAUUCCAGCUCUGGAAUAACUGCUUGCUCCGUCCCAGCAGUGUGAAGGCUUACUGUGUAAUCACCAGCCGCAGACAUUGUGACAUGUGCUGGAUGUAUCUAUUCCAUAUUGUAUAAUCUUAAAGGUGGCUCCUUGAUGAUGUUUUGCCUAUUGUCUGUUUCAAGACUUUUCGUAGAAAACCUCAAUGAAAUAUGUUGAUCUUCU